Molecule: messenger RNA, 1107 nt
Organism: Caenorhabditis briggsae
Lineage: Eukaryota; Metazoa; Nematoda; Chromadorea; Rhabditida; Rhabditidae
Exons: 3
Coding region: 1-1107 (368 amino acids)
Source: RefSeq, a predicted model, not a curated record
AUGUCAUCUGACUUUGCCGAUUAUUCUGUUAAAAAUUAUUACUCCAUUCGAAAAAAUAAUCCAUUACUUCCUUCUUCAAUAAGAGCUUGCAUCAUAGGAAAAUCAGGAUGUGGUAAAACUAACUUGUUAAUGAAUUUACUUCUGGAUAAAUUUGAAGGAGAUGAUUAUUUAGACUAUGACAGCUUGUAUAUAUUUUCAACUACACUUUUUCAGCCCUGUUACCAAGCACUUAUAAAUGGUUUUGAAAAUGGAUUGAGUAAAAAAGAUAUUAGAGAAUGCUUUAAGAAUCAGAAUUUUAUGGUUGAGAAAAAAGAUAAACAAGAAAUAACUAUUCACACUUCAGAUAGUUUAGAUAAUAUUCCUGAUCCAAGUUCUAUUGAUCCUAAUAAAAAGACUCUAAUAAUAUUUGAUGACUUGAUGUUGGAGAAACAAAAUAAAAUAGAACAGUACUACACUAGAGGUAGACAUAAUAACAUUGAUUGUUUUUACAUUUCUCAAAACUAUAUUAAACUGCCUAAGAAUACUAUCAGAGAGAAUGCAAAUUUGUUUAUAGUGUUUCCUCAAGACAAGUUGAAUUUGGAUUACAUUUAUAGAGAUCAUUGUAGUGAAUUAGAUAAAGAAAGAUUUUUAGAGAUGACUUCUGAGAUUUGGAAAGAGAAAUAUUCUUUUUUGAUUAUUGAUAAGACUAGUGAAGCAGAUAGUGUAAAUUUAGAAAGAUGCUCAAUAAAAGGUAUAAAUCACCUCAAAAAAGAGACUAGUGAUGAAGACAGUGAAUAUAAAAGGGGGAUCUAUGAAGCCUAUGAGAGCUCCGAAAUUGUGUGUAAAGCAGAAUGGUGUAGAGAGAACAAUGUUCCAGUAAGAAGUUUAAAUCAUGCGAUUUCUAUAUUUGGACCUAUUUCUAAAGGUAAUGCUUUGCAUAAUGAUAAGUAUGAUUAUCUACUAGAAAAACCUAGAAAUGAAAGAGGACAAUAUACCCAUGAAAGUGAUAUAAAUUUUAAAGAAAAAAGUGAAAAGAAAAGAGAAGAAACCAAAUUAAAUAAUUUUAAAAUAGAACUUGGUAAGCCUGUACCACAAUAUGUUAGGGAUAAAAUAUGUGAAGGAUAUUAA